ACUGCCCGGCGGUUUAUAGAAAGCCCGGCUCUUCGUCUGUUUAGUCCGCCCCAGUUGGUUGUCGUCUGCUUAUUGAUUCAGCGCGCGAGAGAGACGACAGAACCGUCUACCAGCAGUGAAAACGUUGUCCAGCACCAUACAGGCUCCCAACGCGAAGCAACUUUCGGACUCUCACUGCAGUAUGAAGCUGGUUUGGACGCUUGUUGUGAUGUGCGUGAUGUUGGACUUGGUCGUCACAGCCACUGGCGACCGCAGGGUGGAGCCACCCAUCCACUACGGAAAGAGACUACCCCAGAGAACCGUCAGGUCGAUUCUGUCUCGAAUGGCCGCCGGCUUCGGUAAACGAGGCUCGUCGCUAGACGCCGACAUGAAUACUGCAGCGAUAGAUGACAUCGUUUCAUUAGUGUAUAAAAAUCCAGCUGUUGCAAGAGCAAUUCUCAGGAAAUUUGUUGACGCCAAUGAUGACGGUGCAAUCAGCGAGUCUGAACUGUUUUUAUAAACAGAGGAAAACUGAAUGUGACAAAAUCCGCUCCAGUCCUGCCGUAACUCCGCUGCCUCAGCAUAUACUCGUACAAAACUCUCCAAAACUCUCUAAAAUUCUAUAGGAAUCUCCAUAAACAGUUGUUAUUACAAGUAUAUUCUAUAUCGCAUUUAGGAAAUUAAUGUUUUACAAUACAAUAAUAGUUCCUUCCUCGGUGUGUGUUGAUAAUAUUUAGACAAAUGUAUGUUCAGGGGAUCGAUCUCUCGCGAUCGGUCGGUUGACUAGUUUGUGCGCUGACGUUGAAUAAAUGUGUUAGCGGAGGAUACAGGGAAAGUAGGUAAACUGAUCGCGAGCUCUCGGUAGACUGGUGUGUUCGAUGACGUCGAUAGGAUACGAAGGAAGCCAGUCGAAUUGUUCGCGAGCGCUCGCCUUCUUGAACACGCCCGAGGUAUAUUUAAUUACAUACAAUCAGCAAGAUGAAACAAUUAAUAUUAAACUAAUGAAUCUGUGUGUUAAUUUGUUACAGUACGAGACUAUUGUAAUAAAACACGUGAGCUGGCUUUAUUAAACCGCAUAACCAACAGUA
Molecule: messenger RNA, 1067 nt
Organism: Gigantopelta aegis
Lineage: Eukaryota; Metazoa; Mollusca; Gastropoda; Neomphalida; Peltospiridae
Exons: 4
Coding region: 182-499 (105 amino acids)
Source: RefSeq, a predicted model, not a curated record